AUGGAAGAUAUCUCUCACACUCCCCCACCUGACCGCGGUGUCACUCCUCCCCCCUCCGUAGGCUUCAGUAACCCUCGCGAACUUGCCUUCUACUGCAUUGGCACCCUUCUCGACCUCUGCACGCAGUACCGCCGUACUCUCGACCGCGUCGAAUCCACCCGCCUCCUCAACAACGCAAAAGCCUCUCGCCAUUUAGGUGUUGCCCUCGACCCAGCAUUUCACGUCCCCUCAGGGAAAACGCUCAAGUGGCUGACCGCUGCGCAGCUACGCCUCUGGAACGCCACAAAGGCAAUGCUCCUCUCUUGCACAUACCGCGAGCGUCCUGAGCGCAGCUUUGCGCAUGCCCUCGGCCGCUCAGAGGCCGUCCAGAAGCGCCUAAGGAAGCUGAUACUCGGUGAUGUGAUACGUGAGGGGGAUGCGCUAUGGCAGUUUGAUGGCACGGAAUUGUCCCUGGCGGAGGCACUUGAGCCGUUUAAGGACCUCGAGCCGGGCAGUGUUCGGUGGAUUGAGGGUGCGGCGAUGAGGCAGGUCAAGGAUGAGUAUGCCCACAAGGCGAAGGCGAUGAAGAAGGCAUUCUAUAAGGAGAGGAGGGAGCAUCUGGCGACGAAGAGGAAGAUGUUGACGAACGAGAUUGAGGGGCUGAGUAAACUCGCCGAGGCGUAUAGGGAGGUUGCGAGGCUGAAGGAGAAGUACGAGUUUGGUUUUAACCCCGAGGAUGACUAUCUGCAGCGGCAGCAGAUAGCUGAUGCUUUGCACCAGAAGCAGAUCCAUGAGGCUGAGCUGCCGCAGACAGAUAGUGAGGCGGCGGUAUCGGAAGAUGGAAAGCCCGAGCCAACCGCAGACGAACCCAGUUUAGGCCGAUCUCUAUCCAGAAGCAAGAGAAAACGCGAGCAAAACAGUUCAGGGUCAGAGACAGGCACUCUUGCCAGCGCCCUCAGGGGUGCGUCGGUUGGCCCGGAUGCAGAGAAAUGA
This is a messenger RNA of Morchella importuna, 972 nucleotides long. RefSeq lists its product as uncharacterized. The coding region runs from base 1 to 972 and encodes 323 amino acids. The transcript has 2 exons. The record is from RefSeq and is a predicted model, not a curated record. NCBI's taxonomy places the organism in Eukaryota, Fungi, Ascomycota, Pezizomycetes, Pezizales, Morchellaceae.